Molecule: messenger RNA, 3753 nt
Organism: Rubroshorea leprosula
Lineage: Eukaryota; Viridiplantae; Streptophyta; Magnoliopsida; Malvales; Dipterocarpaceae
Source: the annotation of a GenBank genome assembly
CGAUGAGGAAAUUGAAGUUGGGGAGUAGAUUUGGCUUCGUAAGAUUCCUGGAUGUCAAAGAAUGAGAUCGAACUUGAACACCGACUAGACCAAAUUACAGUAGGGGCAUCUAAGCUUUGGGUUAACAGACCAAAGUUUAGAAAGGAGGAAGAGAGAAGUAGCGCUGAUCAAAAGCCAAUUGAGAAGGAUCAUGUCAAACCAUGGAGAUCUUAUGCAAAGGUCCUAAAAGGAAGCCAUGGAUCAGAAGUUAAGCUAAUGAAUCAACCGCAGCCAACAAUAGGGGUUGGAAGUGAUGAAUACAAGCAGAAUAAAAGAGAAGGUGGUGAUAAGGAUGGGAUCAAAGAUUUGGCAGAAUUAGCAUCAGAAUGGCUGGGGCAAUGGUUUGAAGAGGUAAAGCCAUGGACUCCAACAAUGGUUGCCAAAGAGAGAUUUGUGUGGCUUCGAUGUCAGGGCUUUCCAACUCAUGUCUGGGGACCAGAGUUCUUUGCCACAAUAGGGAAUGUGUGGGGGAAAUUUAUAUCCUUAGAUGACAGUACGAGCAAGAAGAAACAGUUUGAUAUUGGGCGAUUACUAAUCUCUACCCCUGUCAUGCAAUUUAUCUCAAAAGCUUUGAAUAUUAGAGUUAACAGUGAGCCAUAUUUGAUUAAAGUCAUGGAAGAAGAAGCCACUAAUGGCAUCUUUUCUAUGCAAUCAGACCAUGUAUUCAAAGAGUUAAGUGAUUUAGAGGAUUUUAGCUCAGAAGCUUGGUCGUUGAACAGUGAUGUUGAAGGAGCUUGUGGUGAAUCCGUUCAUGGUGGAGGCCAACCCAAGGACAGUUGGAAGGAAGCAGAUCACGAGACAGAUGAAGAUGACAUUGAAAGAGGCAAUGAGGUGGGAGGUGAGGCUGAAAUGGCAGAUGACAUGGAAACCAGGUAUGGGAAACAAGCAACGGAUAGAAAGAUUUUUGAAAUUAUGAACGUUGAAGACAAAAGGAUGAGUGGUGAUGGUUUCGAUACACAAACAAGCAAUGAGUACCUAGCUGAAGACAUUGGGAAAACUCAAAAACUUCUUAUCAGUCCUCAAGGGGAGAUGGCGGACGAUAUAGGUUACGUGCCUGAUAGUCUGAGUCUGGACAAAGAGCAAAAGCAGGAAAAGGUAUAUGGGCCCACUUAUCAAGCCUGUUUAGGAGAGGAUGAAAAUUGGGCCUUGGAAGAUGAAAGCUGGGCCCCAAAUAUGGGCUUAGAUGAGAGAAACGUAAGGUAUGGUGGUAAAGAGGUAGCAGUAGAAAGAGAAACGGAGUUCAAUGCAUUUGAGAAAGAUCCAGAGCAACGGCAAGACAAAGGCAGCUUGGUAUGGGAUUUUGCCAUGAAAAUUGGAGUGGUAGAUCGAGGAAACAAGGGCGAGAUUCUGCAAAUGCUAGAGGACAUGGAGAAGCAAGAUAAAGAAAAUUACAGAAGAUCAGCGGCUACAGAGAUCAUGGAUUGGGGUCCAAAACCAUUCCGUUUCUUUGAUGCAUGGCUUGAAUCCCCUGAGUUUAAAGAUAUAGUGACUGAUGUAUGGAAAUCAAUAGUAGUAGGUGGUUGGAAUGGGUACCGAUUGAAAAAGAAAUUGAAAGAAACAAAGAAGGUACUUAAAGCUUGGAGCAAGAACAUGGUGUCAGAGAUAGAUUUAAAGAUCCAACAGAGCAUUGAAGCUAUAGCUAGUACUGAUAAAAAAGGAGAGGUGCUGCUAUUGUCUAUAGAAGAUGUUGAGUGUGAGAAAGGAAGAAGAAGAAGAAAUGAUAUAGUGAGCAUCAUGGUGGGUAAUGAGAGAUUGGAAGAGGUUAAGGAAAUAAAAGAAGGCAUGGCAAACCAUUUUGAAAACCUGUUUAAGGAAGAGAAUUGGCAACAUCCAACUUUAGAUGGGAUUGAAUUUAACAAGAUUUCAGCAGAGGAAGGGUUAGUGUUGGAAGCACAGUUCAAUGAGGAGGAGGAAAUGUGGGAGGUUCUCAAAGGUGACAUUUUGGGGUUUGUGGAUGAUUUUCAUAAGAAUGGAAAACUGGUUAGAAGGAUUAACAGUUCUUUCAUUGUGCUAGUGCCAAAAGUUGACAACCCACAAAGAAUUGAUGAAUUUAGGCCAAUCUCACUUGUUGGUGCCAUGUAUAAGAUUAUUGCAAAAUUGUUAGCACACAGAUUGUCUUCGGUUCUGAAUGGUAUUAUUGGGGAAAACCAGAUGGCUUUUCUUGGGGGAAGGCAACUUGUUGACAGUGUGGUGAUAGCAAAUGAGACAAUAGAUGAUGCUCAAAAAAGGAAAAAAGCAAGUUUUGUAUUUAAACUUGACUUUGAAAAGGCUUAUAAUAAAGUCUACUGGGAGUUCUUGAAUUAUAUGAUGCUGAGAUUGGGAUUUGGCCAAAAAUGGAGAGGGUGGAUUGAAGAAUGUCUGAAGAUAGCAAAGGUAUCUAUAUUACUCAAUGGCAGCACCACUAGACAAUUUAAGAUGCACAAAGGACUUAAACAAGGUGACCCUCUAUACCCCUUCUUAUUUUUGAUAAUUGCCAAGGGUCUUAACGGCAUCAUCUCCUCAGUAGUCUCACUUGGAUUAUUUGAGGGGAUUGAAAUUGGUCAUCGCGAUAUGAAAGUCUCCCAUCUACAAUUUGCAGAUGACACAAUUAUGUUUGAGACAGCCUUGGAAGAGAAUAUUUGGGCAGCAAAAAGUAUUACAAGUAUUUUUGAGAUUGUGUCAGGGCUGAAGAUUAACUUUGGCAAAAGCUUGCUAUUGCGUAUCAAUGUAUCAGAUGAAUGGGUGAAUAAAAUGUCAUUUAUCUUGAACUGCAAACAAGGAGUUCUACCUUGCAAAUAUCUAGGGGUGCCGAUUGGGGGAAAAGGUAGAAGUAUUGCUAUGUGGAAACCUAUCAUCGAAUCUUUUAAGAAGAAACUUGCAAGCUGGAAAAGCAGAUUCAUCUCCCUUGGUGGAAGGAUAACGCUCCUCAAUUCCGUGCUAUCUAGCCUUCCAGUGUUCACCAUGUCUAUCCAUCUACUUCCAAAAGGUGUGAUUCUCUUACUUGAUAAAAUUCGUAGAAGCUUCCUUUGGGGGGGUGGGGAGGGUAGUAGGAAGAUUAAUUGGGUUUGUUGGGAAAAUAUAUGUAGAGGCAAAAUGGAGGGAGGGUUUGGUGUCAAGGAUCUAAGAAAGUUUAAUCUAGCAUUAUUAGGAAAGUGGUGGAAUAGGCUAGCAAGGGGAGAGGAAGAUUUCCUCUACAGGGGAAAACAAAGAACAUAUCCCAAAUGGGAUACUAGAACAAUGGAAACUGGAUGUGGUCACUGCAAUGGAGGAGAACUAUCUUCUCUAGGGAAGAGGAACAGACGUCGGAGCUAUGGAGCCUAUUGGAGACAACCAAAUCGACUAAGGGACACAAGGACAGAUGGGAGUGGAAGCAUGAUGGUGGAGCAUACUCUACUUGGGAGAAAGAGUGAUAGAGUAGAGUGUCGACACCAAACAGGAGGACUAAGCAUCCAGAAUCCCAACACGGAAGUGGUGUCGACACCAGAUAAAAGGGCUGAGCAUCCAGAAUCCUGACACGGACCUGGUGUCGAUAGCAAAGUUUGGUGUCGACACCAAAUGAAAAGGCUGAGCAUCCGGAAUCCCGACACGGAUGUGGUGUUGACACAUAAUUUUAGUGUUGACACCAAACGGAAGCGAUAUUCAAUUAUGUAAAUCUAUGCCUUUCAAAUUGGAAUGUUUAUGGUUUUGGGGUACUCCUUGUACUCCAUCUUUUUUCAAUAAAUAUUACUUUUUCUG